This is a messenger RNA of Talaromyces proteolyticus, 1233 nucleotides long. RefSeq names its product putative cytochrome P450. NCBI's taxonomy places the organism in Eukaryota, Fungi, Ascomycota, Eurotiomycetes, Eurotiales, Trichocomaceae. Bases 1 to 1233 code for a protein of 410 amino acids. Gene Ontology annotation, molecular function: monooxygenase activity; heme binding; oxidoreductase activity, acting on paired donors, with incorporation or reduction of molecular oxygen. The transcript has 3 exons. The record is from RefSeq and is a predicted model, not a curated record.
AUGUCAAAUCGACUCGACAAAUCCCCGUACUUUUACUGCAUGUUGGGGAAUCCUAAGGCAUCAUUCGGUACCAUUUCCGCAGACCUACAUCGCAUUCGCCGCAGUGCCUUGAACCCGUUCUUCUCGCAACAAGCAGUUUCCAAGUUUUCUAGCCACGUCCAGGCGAUCGUCGAUCGCUUCAUGCACCGUAUAGAGACCUGCGCAGAACGGGGCGAGUCAAUCCCGCUAUCUUAUGCAUACCGCUGUGUCACUGUCGAUAUUAUCACGGAAUAUAUCUUCGGCCAUCAAUUCAAGCUACUUGACCGAGCCGACUGGGGGAAAGAAUUCUACUCCGCAUGGCGGAGUCUAUGGGAGUUGUCUCCCACCAUUCGUCAAUUUCCCUGGAUGAUGGACGCUUUUAUGGCGAUGCCAAGAUGGUUCACUGCGUUAACAAACCCAAAAGCUUUGGAAGUUGUAGACCUUUUUUCAAAUGUGGAUGAACAGACCAAAACACUAUUAACGUCAAACCCCAAGGAGAUCGAAUCGAAACAGCACCCAGUUGUGAUCUGGGAAUUAUCCAAGACCGACAUACUUUCCCAAAGCGAAAAGACAUUUAGUCGACUUGCGGUUGAGGCAAACGGACUGCUUGCUGCAGGCUUCGAAACGACGGGCAGUAUUCUGACCCAUACAACGUAUCUCAUACUUGCUCAUCCAGAUGCCCAUCGUAAGCUGUUGGUGGAGUUGAUGGAGGCGAUUCCCAAUCCAGGACAAAUUCCGAGUUUUCAGAACCUAGAAAAGCUUCCGUAUCUUGGUGCCGUUGUAAAGGAAGGACUUCGCCUCGCUGUGGGAGCAUGGUCUCGUCUUCCGCGCGUGAAUCGGUCCGAAGACAUGCAAUACCGUAAUUGGGUGAUCCCUGCUGGUACCGAGAUUGGCAUGUCUGCUCUCUUUAUCUCAAAAAACCCACUUCUGUUCCCAGAUCCAGAAUCAUUUAAGCCGGAAAGAUGGCUCAGCGUGAACCCUAGCGAUGAUCGCUUGGAGCAAUACAUUCUUGCCUUUGGUAAAGGGACCCGAUCCUGUGUGGGGAUUAAUCUAGCCUAUGCGGAAAUGUACACUAUUCUCGCUACGCUUUUUCGAAAAUUCCCCCAACUUCAAUUGCACAAUACAACUGCUAGGGAUGUUGAACAUGUCCAUGAUUACUUUGCGGGUAUGACAAGGGCAGGCUCCCAUGGACUACAGGUAAUCGUUGGCAAGUAA